Messenger RNA from Teleopsis dalmanni, 2367 nucleotides. It is a transcript of the gene eRF3, whose product is annotated as eukaryotic peptide chain release factor GTP-binding subunit ERF3A. Gene Ontology annotation, molecular function: translation release factor activity; GTPase activity; GTP binding. NCBI's taxonomy places the organism in Eukaryota, Metazoa, Arthropoda, Insecta, Diptera, Diopsidae. Gene Ontology annotation, cellular component: translation release factor complex. The transcript is spliced from 7 exons. The coding region runs from base 504 to 2318 and encodes 604 amino acids. Gene Ontology annotation, biological process: translation; translational termination; nuclear-transcribed mRNA catabolic process, deadenylation-dependent decay. The record is from RefSeq and is a predicted model, not a curated record.
AUGGUAACGCUGCUAUUUUGUUGGACCAGAUUUUUUUUGCGUGGCCAUUUUCUCAAUGAAAACCGAAUAGUUUGUGACGUUCCGGCGGAUGAAAAUAUUGAUAGAAUUUAGUCGUUUUCGGAAUUAAAUUUAAAGUUUUUUAUUCAUUGACAUAUUGAAUUUGUACAAUAAUUUUCUAUUUACUUUAAUAUUCCGUUGGAAACGUAUUUAAAUACUGGUAUAUAUUUUAAAGUAUAAAAUUCCAACAGUGGUAAAAACGUGAUUUUAUGCGUCCAAAUAGGAGAAAGCAACAAAAGGCGAAAAAGUUAAAGUAAGUGCAAAGCGAAUUGAAGAAUUGAAAGAAACGUGUAGAGCCGUCGACGGUGUCGGUUUUGUGGUAUUUGUGCGCGUGGAAUAAGUCGUUGACCACGUAAAAUAUUUUAGGGUAACAAUAUUUAAAUCAAAGUUUUGAGUAGAGCAACAAAAAUAAAAAAAAACGUAACACUAAAUUAAGAAAAAAAAAAAUGGCUCAAGAUAACGCCGAUAUAUCUACAAAAUUUUCAACACUAAAUGUAAAUGCUGUUGAGUUUGUGCCAAGUUUUGGUUACAGCAGUGCUGCAGCCAGCGCACUAAAUGCCUCAAACACCGUCGCCGCUUCAGCUCCUCUCAAUUCCAUACAAAUGGAUACAGGAACAACAGUGGAAUCUGGUUCUGCCAGCGCUACACCGGCUACCACACCAGAUUCAACUGGAUCUGGAGGCUCCACAAAUGCAUUGAAUGCUGCCACGACAAAAACAAUGCAACCAGCCGAUUCACCCAUGCAAACAUCACCCGUGACAACACCUUCAAUUUCUGCGCCCAUAGAAAAUAUCAACAUUGCUGAUAAGGUUGCAGUUAGUAACGAAAAUGAUCCUGCUGACAGUUGGGACACCGAAGAUGAUCCUGUUAUAACACCUGAAGAGGAGGAAGUCGAUGAAGUGGAGGAUGCCGAAAACGAAGUUACACAAAAAGUUUCGAAAAAGAAAGCACCGAAAGUUGAAGAAUCUAAAAGCAAAAAAGAGCAUGUAAACGUAGUAUUUAUUGGUCAUGUUGAUGCGGGCAAAUCAACAAUUGGUGGCCAAAUAAUGUCUCUCACUGGUAUGGUCGAUAAGCGAACACUAGAAAAAUAUGAACGUGAAGCUCGUGAAAAAUCACGUGAAAGUUGGUAUCUCUCAUGGGCUCUAGACACAAAUCAGGAGGAACGUGACAAAGGCAAAACAGUAGAAGUAGGGCGCGCCUUUUUCGAGACAGAACGUAAACAUUUCACUAUACUCGAUGCACCAGGACACAAAAGUUUUGUACCAAACAUGAUUGGUGGUGCUGCACAAGCAGAUUUGGCUGUUUUAGUUAUAUCGGCGCGUAAAGGGGAAUUUGAAACGGGCUUUGAUCGUGGUGGGCAGACACGUGAACAUGCUAUGUUAGCAAAAACUGCGGGCGUUAAACAUCUUGUAGUGCUAGUCAAUAAAAUGGAUGAUCCUACUGUAAAUUGGGAUGAAGCUCGAUACAACGAAUGCAAAGACAAGAUAUUACCUUACCUCAAAAAAUUAGGUUUCAAUCCCGCCAAGGAUUUAACCUUUAUGCCAUGCUCAGGAUUAAGUGGUAUCGGUAUACGAGAUCAAAUACCAGAAUCAAUAUGCCCGUGGUACAGAGGACUAGCAUUCAUUCCAUUUAUUGAUCAGUUGCCUUCACUCAAUCGUAAACUCGAUGGUCCAUUUAUAAUGCCUAUUGUUGAUAAAUAUAAGGAUAUGGGCACAGUGGUAAUGGGUAAAGUUGAGUCAGGGUGUGCACGUAAGGGACAGAAUUUACUUGUAAUGCCAAAUAGAACUCAAGUUUCUGUAGAUCAAUUAUGGUCAGAUGAUGAUGAGGUCACUUCUGUUAGUCCUGGUGAAAAUGUUAAAAUUAAGUUAAAGGGAAUUGAAGAGGAAGACGUUUCACCAGGUUUCGUGUUAUGUGAUGCAUCGAAUCCGAUCAAAACUGGAAAGAUAUUUGACGCUCAGGUUGUCAUAUUAGAACACAAAUCAAUCAUUUGCGCUGGUUAUUCGGCGGUAAUGCACAUACAUUGCGCAGCUGAGGAAAUAACGGUUAAAGCGUUGAUUUGUUUGGUAGAUAAAAAAACAGGGGAAAAAUCAAAAACACGUCCAAGAUUUGUUAAACAAGACCAAGUUGCGAUUAUGCGUAUAGAAUGUUCCGGAAUGAUUUGCCUUGAACAAUUUAAAUUAUUUCCACAAAUGGGAAGGUUCACACUUCGUGAUGAAAAUAAAACCAUUGCUAUUGGAAAAGUUUUAAAGGUUAUCGAAUAAAGUGUAAACGGCCUUUAUGAAUCAAUCGUUAACGUCGAACGCUAACUUU